AUGGUUCCCUUCAUUAUUUCAGCAACGACAGUACUCUUCUUCUUCUUCACUAUCACUUGUGUUUCUUCCACCAUCCUUUCAGAUUUCCAUGCAUUGAUGGCUCUGAAAGAAGGAUUCCAAUACUCAAACCCAGCUACAGACACAUGGAAUUCUUCCAAAGGCCCGGCCUCAGUCUGCUCGUGGAGUGGAAUCAGAUGCUUCCGUGGCCGAGUAGUCUCCCUCAACAUAUCAAGCAUGAAUCUGUAUGGCACCAUUUCACCUCAAAUUUCAAGGCUCGACAAACUGGUGGAGCUUUCCAUUGAUGGGAACAACUUCACUGGUGACAUCAUGAUCGAGAACCUGAGCUCUCUUCAGUUCCUCAACAUGUCGAACAAUCAGUUUAGUGGUGGUCUAGAUUGGAACUACUCAAGCAUAGCCAAUUUAGAAGUUCUCGAUGCAUAUAACAACAAUUUAACUGCCUACCUUCCCAUUGGCGUGUUGAGUCUGAAGAAACUCAGGCACAUGGAAUUGGGAGGAAACUUCUUCUUCGGGAGAAUCCCAGCAAGUUAUGGAAACUUGUUCUGGUUGGAGUACUUGUCAUUGGCAGGAAAUGAUCUUGAAGGUGAAAUUCCCAGGGAACUGGGAAAUCUCACCAACCUGAGAGAGCUUUCCCUCGGCUAUUACAAUGCCUAUGAAGGUGGGAUUCCAAGGGAGUUCGGCAAAUUGGUUAGGCUGGUCCACCUGGAUCUUUCAAGUUGUGGGUUGGGUGGUUCGAUUCCUCCAGAGCUUGGGAACUUGAAGUUACUCAACACAUUGUAUCUUCAUGUCAACAAGCUCUCAUGUCCAAUCCCAAAGUCAUUAGGCAACUUGACAAGCCUGGUGAAUCUUGAUCUUUCUCUGAAUCAAUUCCAUGGAGAAAUUCCAUAUGAGCUCAUCCACCUAAAGAAAAUCAAGCUCCUCAAUCUGUUUAUGAAUAGAUUCAACAGAUCGAUUCCAGAUUACUUUGCUGACUAUCCUGAACUAGAAACUAUUGCUCUCUGGAUGAACAAUUUCACAGGCACGAUCCCAAGGAAUCUUGGCCGGAAUAAGAGGCUGAUAAACGUAGAUUUGUCUUCAAAUCAGCUCACCGGCACCAUUCCUGAACACUUGUGCGCUUCCAACCAGCUGAAGACACUGAUUCUUUACAAGAACUAUUUGUUUGGAUCGAUUCCAAACGAAUUCAGUGCAUGUUCCAGUCUGGUUCGGGUAAGGUUGGGGCAGAACUAUUUAAACGGAAGCAUUCCAGGAGCAUUUAUUUACCUGCCAGAACUAAAUUUCCUCGAAUUGCAAAGCAAUUUGUUGUCUGGUUCUCUGUCUGAAAACAGGGAUUUUUCAACCAACCAAAGUAAGUUAGGCCAAAUGAACCUGUCCAACAAUCAGCUUUCUGGGCCUUUGCCAUCUUCCCUUUCGAAUCUUUCUUCCCUUCAAAUCCUACUGCUUAGUGGAAAUAGUUUCUCUGGCCCAAUCCCUCCUUCCAUUGGAAAGCUUCAACAAGCAGUGAAGCUAGAUCUCAGUGGUAAUUCUCUGACAGGUGAAAUUCCUUACGGAAUUAGCAACUGCAUCCACCUCAAUUACCUGGACCUGAGCCGGAAUAACCUAUAUGGUUCAGUACCACAAGAACUUUCCAAUCUUCGAAUCUUGAAUUACCUGAACCUGUCAAGAAACCAGUUCAAUGAAGCCGUGCCACAAUCUAUUGGCACGAUGAAGAGCCUCACAACAGCUGAUUUUUCAUUCAAUAAUCUUUCUGGGAAGCUGCCUGAAUUCGGGCAGUUUCUCGUCUUCAAUACUUCUUCUUUUGCAGGCAAUCCACAGCUCUGUGGAAUUGGGUUGAGCAAUCCCUGCAGCAUGACAAAAACAACAGCUUCAACUGGGAAAUCCCAUAAUGCCUUCAAGCUAAUCUUUGCCCUGGGCCUAUUAGUAUGCUCUCUGGUAUUUGCAACUGCAGCCAUCAUCAAGGCCAAGUCUUUCAAGAAAAGUGACUCCAGUUCUUGGAAAAUGACUGCCUUCAGGAAGCUUGAAUUCUCAACCUCUGAUGUCCUGGAAUGCAUCAAAGAAGGCAAUGUGAUAGGCAAGGGAGGGGCCGGUAUCGUCUACUAUGCCAAAAUGUCAAGUGGAGCCGAAAUUGCAGUCAAGAAGUUGCUCGGAUUCAACAGAGACCAUAGCCAUGAUCAUGGAUUCAAAGCUGAGAUUCGAACACUAGGCAACAUCAGGCACAGGAACAUUGUAAGACUCCUAGCAUUCUGCUCCAACAAGGACACAAACCUUCUGGUAUAUGAAUACAUGAGAAAUGGCAGCUUGGGAGAGGCUUUGCAUGGGAAAAGAGGUGCAUCAUUAUGCUGGAACUUGAGGUACAACAUCGCAUCAGAUGCAGCCAAAGGGCUAUGCUAUUUGCACCAUGAUUGCUCGCCUUUAAUUGUUCAUCGGGAUGUUAAGUCCAACAACAUACUCUUGGACUCAAGCUUUGAAGCUCACGUAGCUGAUUUCGGGCUGGCCAAGUUUUUAGUGGAUGGAGCAGCUUCACAAUGCAUGUCAGCAAUAGCAGGAUCCUAUGGUUACAUUGCUCCAGAAUACGCAUACACUUUGAAAGUGGACGAGAAGAGCGACGUGUACAGCUUCGGCGUCGUCCUCCUCGAGCUCAUCACCGGGCGGCGCCCCGUGGACGCCGAGUUCGGGGAAGGCGUGGACAUCGUGCAGUGGACCAAGUGCUCGACAAAUUGUCGCAGAGAAGAAGUCACUGGGAUAAUCGAUCCAAGGCUGGGCAUGGUGCCUAAGGACGAAGCCAUGCACCUGUUCUUCGUCGCCAUGCUUUGCGUCCAGGAGAACAGUGUCGAACGGCCGACCAUGCGAGAGGUGGUACAGAUGCUGUCGGAGUUCCCGCGCCGUUCCCCGGAGCUUCAGUCGUCGUCGUCGUGCGACAAGCAGAAGAGACCCGAUGAGGAAGAUCAACCCGACUUACCGGACUGAAUGAAUUUCCAAACCCUCGGCCUUUUUUUUUUUUUCCUAAAAAGAAUUAAUUUUUCGUUAUUUAUUUCACCAUUUUUUUUUUUUUUUGUUUGGUUUUUUUUUUUUUUUUUUUUUUCGUUUGUAAGGAAGAAAUAGGAAGCUGUAAUUAAAAGUAUAUGAC
Molecule: messenger RNA, 3142 nt
Organism: Andrographis paniculata
Lineage: Eukaryota; Viridiplantae; Streptophyta; Magnoliopsida; Lamiales; Acanthaceae
Product: leucine-rich repeat receptor-like serine/threonine-protein kinase BAM3
Exons: 2
Coding region: 1-2982 (993 amino acids)
Biological process (GO): protein phosphorylation
Molecular function (GO): ATP binding; protein kinase activity; receptor serine/threonine kinase binding
Source: RefSeq, a predicted model, not a curated record